CAGCAGUGCUGGCAUUAACUCCUGGGAUUCCAGCAGUGCUGGCAUUGACUCCAGGGUUUGCAGCAGUGCUGGCAGUGGCUCCAGUGUUCCUCUGGAGAGCAGGCAGGACGGUGUUGGCGGCUCUGUGCUCCCGUGGCUGCGCGGCUCGCAGGGGGUGGGCUGAGCUGUCACACAUUUCGGUGUCUGGCGAAUGCGCGACUCGCUCGGCCCGUCCCGCUCCUGUGGGCAGUGACAGAGCUGGGAACGAGGGGCUGGUCCUCGCGGGAGCAGAGCUGGAGUACUUGGAGUGCAGGGCAUUCCCGGGUGCAGCCGGGGCUCGGACCAUGCCUGCGAGCGAGGAGGAGGCGAGGCUCCUUGCCCGUCCCUCAGCUGGCUCUGAGCCCCCCGUGGUUGCCCUCUGAUGUUGGGGGCUGUGCUGAAGGAUGCGGGCGCCGGGGGCUGCCUCGCUGACAAGGAGACUCCUCGGAGGCCUGCAGAGGAGACGUAGGAUCUUCAGGCAGGUUCUGGCAGCUGGAUCCCGAUAACAGAUAAACUCACUUGACCGCCAUGAGUUGGAGCUUCCUGACCCGCCUGUUAGAGGAGAUCCAGAACCACUCGACCUUUGUUGGCAAGAUCUGGCUGACGGUGCUGAUCGUGUUCCGGAUCGUGCUGAUCGCCGUGGGGGGCGAGUCCAUCUACUACGACGAGCAGAGCAAGUUCGUGUGCAACACGGAGCAGCCGGGCUGCGAGAACGUCUGCUACGACGCCUUCGCCCCCCUCUCGCACGUCCGCUUCUGGGUCUUCCAGAUCAUCCUGGUGGCCACCCCCUCCGUGCUCUACCUGGGCUACGCCAUCCACAAGAUCGCCCGCAUGGUGGAGCAGGGCGAGGCCGGCAGGAGGGGCCGCAGGAGGAGCCUGCCCGUCCGCUGGAAGCAGCACCGCGGCCUGGAGGAGGCCGAGGGCGACCAUGAGGAGGACCCGAUGAUGUACCCGGAGAUGGAGGUGGAGAGCGUCCGGGAGAGCAAGGAGAAGCAGAGCCCCGCCAAGGCCAAGCACGACGGCCGGCGGCAGAUCCGGGAGGACGGGCUCAUGAGGAUCUACGUGCUGCAGCUCCUGGCCAGGGCCCUGUUCGAGGUGGGCUUCCUGGUGGGGCAGUACUUCCUGUACGGCUUCCAGGUGAGCCCCGUGUUCGUGUGCGGCAGGAAGCCCUGCCCGCACAGGGUGGACUGCUUCAUCUCCAGGCCCACCGAGAAGACCAUCUUCCUGCUGAUCAUGUACGGGGUGAGCUGCAUGUGCCUGCUGCUCAACGUCUGGGAGAUGCUGCACCUGGGCUUCGGCACCAUCCGGGACACGCUCAACAGCAAGAGGAAGGAGCUGGUGGACUCGGGGACCUUCAACUACCCCUUCACCUGGAACACCCCGUCGGCUCCCCCCGGGUACAACAUCGCCCUGAAGCCGGAGCAGAUGCCGUGCACGGAGCUGUCCAACGCCAAGAUGGCCUACAGGCAGAACAGGGCCAACAUCGCCCAGGAGCAGCAGUACGGCAGCACCGAGGCCAACAUCCCCACCGACCUGGAGAUCCUGCAGAGGGAGAUCAAAGUGGCUCAGGACCGCCUGGACCUCGCCAUCCAGGCCUACAACAACCAAAACAACCCCGGCAGCUCCAGAGGGAAGAAGUCCAAGGCAGGCUCGAACAAAAGCAGUGCCAGCAGCAAGUCGGGAGAUGGGAAGAACUCGGUCUGGAUUUAACGCCGGCUGAGCUGACGUACUGUGGGGUUUUUUUCCCCUAGUUUAUCAUCAUAACCAGCAGCCCCGUCAAUAAUGGCUUCCACUAAGGGAAUAUUUGACUGUGGUUAUUUUCAGGGAUACCGUUGGCUAGUGAUUCACCCCCUGGAAAGGGUUUACACACUGACUCUGGGAUUACAGAACUUGAUUCUUUUGUCUUCCAAGUCAGGAGGCAAAUAGGUAUAUUUAAUUCAUUCUCAUUGAACGGUUUAUGCUGUAUGUACAGUAUUAUAGUACAUUUAUUAUGCACAAUUUCUUUUGUAUUUGUACACUGGAUCUGAUGUUCCACUUUUUAUAUCGACCAGGACAAGGCCAUGGGUAGCCAUUAAUUAGCAUUUUGUUAAUUUUAUUAUUGUUGUCAGCAGUUAUGUCGUUGUUCUUCCUUGUUUUCCGAGUAAAAGGUUUUUAUAAAACUUUUCUAUGCUGCGUUUCCGAAGUGCCUUGAACGUGCAGACAGUGGAGCCUCCACUCUCUGGGCAAUCCCUGGGUGGGGAAAUAUUUGGGAAACUGUUCAUGGUGCUCCUGACUCUGCCCUUUACUAAAAUGAUGUGCUGCUGGCAAACUGGAAUUAUCAUCCCAUAAACUCCUAUGUCCCACAGGUUUUUUCUUCCCCCUAUGGAAAAUGACUUACAGGAAAAAAAGUGUGUAUGUGUGUGUGGAGAGCAGGAGUGCCAGAGGUGGAGAGGGCUCAGACCUCCUUGCACGCUUCGUGCAACAGGAGGGAAGAGACACUUCAAAGUCCUGCAAGACAUCCGAAAAAAACCUGAGUAGGAAUGCCUGGAUUCAGAAAUUCCACAUAUUCCGGUGAUGUUGAUGGGAGGAGAAGCUUGUGAGGGUGGAGUAGCAAGGGCAGGCAGUGGAAGCUCCUGGGGAGGAUUCCUGGCCCUGGUCCUGCCUCUCCCUCUCCCUGAGCCGGCACACAGGAGCUGUCUGGGGCAGCUCCACGAGGCCCUUCCCGAAUAUCCCUCAUUCUGCCUUAUCCCAGCCCCCUCUUCCCCCUGUUCUGUCCGAGGGGUUCAGUUCAGACAGAGCCAUAUGUACAUUCAGCUUUCUGCCUGAGAGCCCAGGGUUUGGCACUGAGCAGGAGGGGAGUGCAGGACGGUGCCUCGGGCUCUGUCUUUCUGGCAGGGAGCCCCGAUCGUCCUGGAGACACUCUGCAAAUGUCUCUGCUUUCCGUGCUCUUGGUGAUGGAUUUGGGGCCUUGCUGCUCUCCCUGUUUGCUGUCAGGUUUUGGGGGGUUUCAGUGAGUUUUGGGGGCGUGUUUCAAGCAGGACUGUUGUGUUCCGGGGCUGCCUCAGCCCUCAGUCCCUCAUCAGAGCCGGGUCAGGAGCAGGACUCAGGGAGUCCUGGAAUCACAGGAUCGUUUGGGUGGGAAGGGACCUUAAAGCCCAUCCAGUGUCACCCCCUGCCAUGGGCAGGGACACCUUCCACCAGCCCAGGUUGCUCCAAGCCCUGUCCAACCUGGCCUUGGACAUUUCCAGGGAUCCAGAGGCAGCCACAGCUGCUCUGGGCAGCCUGUGAGGAGUGAGGAGUGAGGCUCAGAUAAAUCCCUGCUCCAUUCCCAUCCCUUGGACACCCUCACAGAGGCUCCAUGCUAAACACCCACCAAGGGAACAGGAGUGUGUCCUUGCUGUCCCCUCUGCACGAGCAUUUGCUGAUGAAAACAGUUGUUGUGCUGAGUUGUUCUGGUGUGUUUUCCCUCAGGUUCACCAGGCAGGCCAGGCGUGGAUCCCGACUAUCCCUGAGCAAUCUGGAGUGCCCAGAGCCAGCACAGCCCCCGGGUGAGCCCCUCUGGGGCUGUGGGGGCUCUGGGAAGGGAACUGGCUGCUCAGCCCUUGGCUCAGCACUGACCCCAGGCAGCAGCAGCCGCUGGGUUUCGGGCAGAGCAGUGCCAGGGAGGUGUGUGUAAGGAAGGGCAGGUGACACGGGAGGACCAGAGCAAGUGGACAUGGGCAGGGACAGCCCGUGAGGUGGGACUGGCUAUGCAGGGGAGAGGAAAAUCAUUAAUAGGGCUCCUCUAAUUAAACAGGGGCUUGAAGAGAAGGAGCCACAGAGGCUCUGGCAGAGAGAGCUGUGAGCGUGGUGGGGAAACUGGGUGGAAAACGUGCCUGGAAGUGCGAGGGAGAGACAUUUGGAGCCCGGAGAUGAGCAGGGCUGGUGGCUGCAGUCCUGCUUGUUAUGCCCAGCACUGGGGUGGUUCUGCUCACUGUCCCAAACAAGUGACGCUGUUCUUACCCCGUGUGGGGCUUUGGGAACAGCCCUUCACCAGGGAAAGCAGGGAAGAUCCUUCCCCUCGGUGCUCUCUUCCCAAACUGCAGCGAUUUCCUAUUAAUGGAUUAAAAUAAAGCAGGUUCCCACCCCCACUGCUCCCUGUUGUUUAUUUCCCAAUUAAUGAUCUGAGCCAUCCCCCACACGAAGCUGCUGCCUCAGGUCAGUCCCAUGAGCCCCUGCCCACCCAGUAAACCCCUGGUAGUGAACAGAGUCUCCAGAACAUUCCAAUCCCAGAGCUGGAUUCACUCCGAAAAUGCCAAGUACUGGAGCUGUUUCUGUUGCUGCUUUUUAUUUCCACUUUAAUUGUGUGUGGAGUGCACAUUUUGUUGGAAGCUGAGCGUGUGUUGGUCGUGGGGUCUGUCACAGCUCCCUGUUCUGGCUGUGGCCGAUUCCAGAGCAUCAGGCUUGAUAUUUCCUUUUGAAGAAAUGACACCUUGAAUUGCUUUAAAAUGCCCUUGCUUUGGCUUCAUGUGAAGGUCAUUCCAAAAUAAACGUCCAGGAGAGACUUUGGCACAAAAAAUACUGGAUGGAACUUGGGUUUGUGGUGACAU
Messenger RNA from Myiozetetes cayanensis, 4586 nucleotides. RefSeq names its product gap junction protein gamma 1 (gene GJC1). The transcript has 4 exons. Gene Ontology annotation, cellular component: connexin complex. The record is from RefSeq and is a predicted model, not a curated record. Bases 547 to 1728 code for a protein of 393 amino acids. Gene Ontology annotation, biological process: cell communication. Lineage: Eukaryota; Metazoa; Chordata; Aves; Passeriformes; Tyrannidae.